Messenger RNA from Pleuronectes platessa (European plaice), 1965 nucleotides. RefSeq names its product interferon-induced protein with tetratricopeptide repeats 1-like. Gene Ontology annotation, molecular function: zinc ion binding; protein binding. The record is from RefSeq and is a predicted model, not a curated record. Gene Ontology annotation, cellular component: cytosol. Gene Ontology annotation, biological process: defense response to virus. NCBI's taxonomy places the organism in Eukaryota, Metazoa, Chordata, Actinopteri, Pleuronectiformes, Pleuronectidae. The transcript is spliced from 3 exons. Bases 1 to 1812 code for a protein of 603 amino acids.
AUGGCUUCCAGAUUAGAAGAGGAUCUCUACUGUCCCAUCUGCCAUGAUGUCUUCAGAGAUCCUGUUCUUCUGUCAUGUAGCCACAAUUUCUGUAAAGACUGUGUGAAGAGCUGGUGGAAAGACAAAGAAGUAAAAGAGUGUCCACUUUGUAAGAGAAGAUCUUCAAAGUUCGAACCACCUUGUAACCUGGACUUAAAGAACCUGUGUGAGACCUUCUUACAGGAGAGAGAUCUUGGCUCUUCACAUGCUCUCUGCAGUCAGCACUCAAAGAAACUCAAAUUCUUCUGUCUGGACCAUCAGCCGCCAGUUUGUCUCGUCUGCAGAGAUUCAGAAAAACACACCAACCACAGAAUCAGAUCCAUCGAUGAAGCUGCACAACAAAACAAGAAGCAGCUUCAGGAAACUCUGGAGCCCUUGAAGGAGGAGUUACAGUGUUUUGAACGUGUUAAAGUAGAGUUCGAACAAACAGCAGAGCACAUUAAGGUCCAGGCCGGACUCACAGAGAUACAGAUCAAGGAGCAUGCUCAGAGUGAAAUAACCCUGGAGGGCAGACUGGGGGCGCUGCAGUGCCACUUCACCUGGGAUCUGGAGCCCGGCAGGAGCAAACUUUUGAGAAUCAAGGACAUGCUGCAGGACAUCCGCACAGAGGAAGGAUGCAAGUGGCGUGGACACAUUUACAACCUGCAGGGGUACGUCCACUUCAAGCUGGGGUCCAUUGAAGAAGCCAGGAGUUUCUUCAGCAGAGCAGCGGAGGCCUUCAGGAAGAUGAGAGGAGCAGAGGAGGGUCCCUGGUUGGUGGGGACCUACGGGAACCAGGCCUGGCUGCACCACCAUCAGGGAGAACAAGAAGAGAGUCGGGCUUGUCUGUCAAAGAUCGACGGCCUGUUGACUGAGGAUCCAUCACAGGACGAGCUGCACCAGGAGAUCUGCGCUGAAAAAGCCUGGACUCUGAUGAAGUUCAGCGGAGAACAGAAGCUUCUGGCAGCCGAUUACUUCCAGAGAGCCAUCCGGAUGCAGCCGGAUAUGGUGGAGUGGCAGACCAGCCACGUGUUAGCUAUAAAAUCUGCCAUCACACCAAGCAAAACAGGGGUCGAGGCAGACAUCAUGGAGAAGCUGAGAAAAGCCAAGGAACAGGAUCCAGAGAACCUGUACCUCGCUGCCGUUUACCUCCUGCAACUUGCUAAGAGAGGAGAAACAGACCAAAGUGGAGCACGUGAGUUAGCCACAAAGCUUCUGAGAAACCCUGUCAGCAGCUACAGUGGAAUCAAACCUUUGAUGUGGUUUAGGACCUACACCUCCUUGGACGAGGCUGUGGCUUUGGCAGAAGAAGCUCUAAAGCUACAUCCGGAAGAACGUUAUCUGAAAAGAUGUGUUUCACUCAGCUACAAAUGGAAGAUCUGGGAGAAGGACAGUGACCCAAGUCCGAGCCUGAUAGAGAAAGGCAUCCGUGCCUAUGAGGAUUUGCUUUCUCUUUAUCCUGAUUCCUCAUUUAUGAAGAGAAUGGACCUCGCAAGUUUUUACGCAAAGAGAGAGAACACCAAGGCCAAAUCUGAGAAGAUCUUUCAACAGCUGCUCGUAGAGGAUCUGGAACCUGCUGAACAACAAGCCUUCUUCAACAUCUACGCAAAACAUCUGUACUUCAUUCAACGGCAGCCUAACAUGUCAAUCCAGUAUCACAUGAAGGCGGCGGAGAUACCAAUCAAGUCUUUCUUUCAGGGGAACAGCAUCAAGCUUCUGGAGAAGAUCAGACACAGAGAGUGCAACCAAGAUGUAGACAGGUUUCUGUCACGGCUGAGAGAAUCUCCGAAAUAAAUCCACCAGAUAUCAUCCACACACAAUCUGAAUCUAUUUGCAUUCAUCUAAUUCAGGGGAAAGUAAAUCCACGUAUAUUUAUAGAUUCAGCUGUUGUGAACACCGUUGAUCACAUUUGAAUUCAGCUUGUAUUCGUACGGAGCCAGAUCACAA